Molecule: messenger RNA, 1774 nt
Organism: Jatropha curcas
Lineage: Eukaryota; Viridiplantae; Streptophyta; Magnoliopsida; Malpighiales; Euphorbiaceae
Source: RefSeq, a predicted model, not a curated record
UCUUUAUCAAAUCUCUAAAUCUGGGUUAGACCUCGAAACCCUAAGUUUCUCAAAACAGAACCUGUUUCCUUUAAUGGGUGUGAGAGAAUUAGGAUUGAGGAUGAGGAAUUUGAGAAAGUUGAAUUGCUCAAAGGUUGUAUCUUUACAAGAUAGUGAUUUAUUUGUAAUCGGGAAUUCUUUUCCAUUGCUUGAAGACCUUGAUAUCAGUUUUCCUCAGUAUUAUUCUCGUUUCAAUCCAAAUGGGUCUUUGGCUUUGGCAUCUUUUUCUGGGGUUGUAACAGAUGAAGGGAUUUUUGAUUUGGCGAUGAAGCUGAAUAGGCUGUGUAAGAUUAACCUUUCUGGUAAUCAUUUCAUUACUGAUAAAUCUCUUCAGUCUUUAUCAUCGAAUUGCGCUUUAUUAAGAGAGGUUGUGAUUCUUGAUUGUGAUUUCUUAACCCAGAAUGGUAUUAGUGUCAUUAUGCGCAAUUGUGGUAAUUUGUGUUCUAUUUCUUUGGAUAGUCUUGGAAUCCCUUAUAUAGAUUCGUUUUUUCAAGAAUCAUUUAGUUAUGCUAAGACUUUAUGUGAGCUUCAUGUCUCUAAUUCAUUUAUCUCCAAUGAAUUCCUAUGUUUGAUUGGAGAAGCUUGUCUUCCAUUGAAGAAGCUGACUAUCUCUCAAUGCUAUAAUUUUACAGCUGUUGGAAUUUCUUGUUUAUUAUAUAGGUGUCAGUUUCUUGUGUACUUAGAUCUUGAAGGGGCAAAUUUUCUCACCGAUGAAUCCAUUAUUGAGUUGUCGAAGUUACUUGGUAACUUGUCCAUUAUAAACCUUAGUUUAUGUUCUAAGCUCACUAGUCUGUCCUUGUUUGCGCUUAUAAAGAACUGCCCCUUGUUGGAAGAUGUCAAAAUGGAGAGAACAAACUUGGGGGUGGAAGAAUUUUCGACAGAUUUGAGAACAAACUUGGGGGUGGAAGAAUUUUCGACAGAUUUGGUGAUCAAUCCCCGAAUUAGAUCUCUAAAAUUGACUGGAAAUAACAGUUUAAGUGAUGAAUGUCUAAAAAAUAUUGCGUUAUGCUGUCCUCAUCUACAACUACUUGAAAUUAGCUACUGCCCUACUAUUACUGAAGAAGGGGUCAAAGAAGUUUUGAAAAAUUGCAGUGAGAUUAGGAAUUUGGAGAUGAACAGAUGCACGGGGAUAAAGAAUCUCGAUAUAAACUUUAAAGUUCCUAAGUUGGAGGUUUUGCAAGUGCAAGGACCGGCAAUCGACGAUGAAGCUUUGGCCAUUAUUGCAAAGAGAUGCCAGAGGUUGUCGCAUUUGAACUUGGAGGGUUGCUUGAAUGUGACAGCAAAAGGAGUGAAAGAAGUAGUACAAAACUGUACGCGAUUGAGGGAGAUAAAUUUGAAGUGGUGUGAUAAUGUAAAGGCUAAUAUUGUAUCAUAUAUGGUGUGCUCAAGACCAUCGUUGAGGAAGAUCAUCCCGCCAUGUGAAUUUUUUCCAACUGAUGAGCAUACAAGGUUUUUCUUGCGUCAUGGAUGUUUAGUCUGUAAAGUAUAGCUUUCUGGAGAACUCUGUUGUUUUUCCCCCUUAAUUAGGUUGAAGUUUGUUACUUUUAUAUGAAAUUGUUUGAAAGAGUGAAGGCAGGUUUUCACACUUAAGUUAAUAAAUUAAAGAUGUGUAAAUAACAAGUGUCAUUUGUUUCUAUAUGCUUGGAAAUUAGGUUCUAAGCUUGAGCAGCUUGUUUGAUAUAUGUGCAGUGUUACUGUGCCCAUAUUCUUUUUUUAAAGUACAUAAAUUGUGCUA